AUGUUUCCUCCUCCCGCCGUUUUUCCCUUCACAGUUUGCAGGAGUCUAUUCUGAGCCACGUGCAGCGGAUCGUCAAAGGGGAGGUGAGCCUGGCGAUGAAGGAGCAGCAGGCGGUGGUCACCUCCAGCAUCAUGCAGGCGAUGAGGUCAGCGGCCGGCACGCCCGUCCCCACGGCUCACCUCGACUACCAGACGCAGCAGGCCAACAUCCUGCAGCUCCUCCAGCAGGGCCAGCUGAACCAGGCUUUCCAGCAGGCUCUGUCGGCCACAGAUCUGAACCUGGUCCUGUAUGUGUGCGAGACCAUCGACUCUCAGCAGGUGUUCGGUCAGCACCCGUGUCCUCUCAGCCAGCCCGUGCUGCUGUCGCUCAUCCAGCAGCUCGCCUCCAACCUCACCACCCGCUCUGAGCUCAAAAUCAGGUGAGGUAAUUUUCUCUUUCACUAAUGUGCAUCCAACGUUAUUCCAGAGUAAACGUUCGGUGUGUAAUAUGUAGACGAACACAAUGAAAGUCAAAGCACAGCAGACCCGGUGUGGGCGUGACAAUGUGUGAACCUCCAUGACCAUAUAUUGAGAUAUCUCAGAAUAAUGUUGUUAGUAAGCAGAAGGCUUGCCAACACUUCACUUGCAGUGGGACAGGAACAUAUUAAUGGAAUUGGUUGAAUUAGUUCAGUUCAGGCAUUAAACCAGCCCAACUAAACUAUAAGAAGUCUGUGCGACUGCAAAAGCACAUUUUAAAAACAAACCAAAAUCUUCUCAUGUUUGUGAAGCCAGUAAUAAUAGAAGGAUGAUGACCUCGAAUUACAACAGUCUUUGAAAUUGGUCCAGUAUUUGAGGGAGAACGCUGCAGCGGGCAGAUGCUAAACGGGUUGCAAUGUAAUCACAUCACACCGCCCGAUGUACGUCAGUGGAAAGUGUUCUUGUUGUUAUUAUAGUGUGGGACAACAUUAUGGAAAGGACCAUACGGAGACAUAAAACGCUUGCUUGAAACAAUUACAGAAUUAUUGAUACUCUGCUCGGUAAAUCUCCUCACACCACUGUAGUUUGAUGUAAGGCCUGUCUUGCUACGCAGCAGGCAUAGGCAUUAAUCAAAAAAAAAAAUAACUGUGAGCUGCAUGAGCUCACUUCUUCUCAAAAUGUCUUAGACUUCUCCCCCACACAAGCUGGAUCCCGUCUAUCAGCCUAAACUCUCAACUCUCAUCUCCAUCGCACGUCCAUUAUUCCUCGUCUCCUGAGUGCUAAGCGGCGCUAAACUGCUGACCCCAUCACACUGCUC
Anarrhichthys ocellatus (wolf-eel) is the source of this 1272-nucleotide messenger RNA. RefSeq names its product enhancer of mRNA-decapping protein 4-like. Gene Ontology annotation, cellular component: P-body. The record is from RefSeq and is a predicted model, not a curated record. The coding region runs from base 96 to 422 and encodes 108 amino acids. The transcript is spliced from 2 exons. Gene Ontology annotation, biological process: deadenylation-independent decapping of nuclear-transcribed mRNA. NCBI's taxonomy places the organism in Eukaryota, Metazoa, Chordata, Actinopteri, Perciformes, Anarhichadidae.